GCAAUCUUAUCAGAGUCGUGGUAAAAAUAUUUCUCGCCGUACGAUUUUAUACAGUAGGCACGUUAUUGCUUCACAAGUUCAUCUCGUAUUCCACGAUGCCGAAAGUACCAUUCACUUUUAGAGGACUUAUCGUCCCCGUGUUUUCGCCGUUUAAUAAUGACAGCACAAGAAGUCUAAACUUGUCAAUCAUACCACAAUAUGCCAACUAUUUAGCAUCAAAGAAGGUUACCGGCAUUCUUGUAAAUGGAACAACUGGAGAAGGACCAUCUCUAUCUCUGACUGAAAGGAAGAUGGUUGCCGAAGCAUGGGCAAACGCUGUAAAAACGACGAAACAACAUUUGAUGAUUCAAGUUGGAGGCGCACCCCUUCCCGAUGUCCUUGAACUCGCAAAGCAUGCUGAAAGCAUCAAAGCAGACUCCAUUCUCUGUUUACCGGAACUAUAUUUCAAACCAUCGACAUCGACGCAAUUGGCGGAAUAUUUGAAAUUAGUUGGCUCUGCAGCUCCGAAUACACCUCUUCUAUAUUAUCAUAUUCCAAUGUUUACUAAUGUGAAUGUGCAUAUGGGACAAUUCCUUGAAUCUCUUGGUGAAACAAUUCCGACAUUCGUAGGAAUAAAAUUCACGAGUGCCAACUUGGAAGAAGGUGCUCAGGCAUUGAAUGCCCACAAUAAGAAAUACGUAAUAUUCCUAGGAAAUGAUCAGUUAAUAAACGCUGCCUGUGCAUUAGGAAUGGAUUCAGUCAUAGCAACAGGCAUAAAUAUGCUUCCAGAACUUGUAUUCGAAAUUUUCAAUGAAAUGAAAGCCGGAAACUUGUUGAAAGCAAAAGAAAAACAACAACAACUCACAAAGGCUGUGAUGGUUAUAUCACAACAUGGUAACUGGGUAGAAACUAUGAAGGUAGCAAUGCCCUUAUUAACUAAUAUCAACGUUGGACCUACACGCGCACCUUUGAAAGUUUUACCCCCGCAAGUUAGAACAGUGAUGGCAAAAGAUUUACAAAUUCUAGGAUUUCAUGUAAAAUUGUAAUCUAGUAAAAGCAGCAGACAUAUGUGAAUGAAUAUAAAAAAUAUUUUUAUAAAGAAAUA
Messenger RNA from Megachile rotundata (alfalfa leafcutting bee), 1084 nucleotides. Its product is annotated as N-acetylneuraminate lyase-like. The record is from RefSeq and is a predicted model, not a curated record. NCBI's taxonomy places the organism in Eukaryota, Metazoa, Arthropoda, Insecta, Hymenoptera, Megachilidae. Gene Ontology annotation, molecular function: lyase activity.